Molecule: messenger RNA, 2428 nt
Organism: Oncorhynchus kisutch (coho salmon)
Lineage: Eukaryota; Metazoa; Chordata; Actinopteri; Salmoniformes; Salmonidae
Product: glutamine amidotransferase-like class 1 domain-containing protein 3A, mitochondrial
Exons: 5
Coding region: 135-809 (224 amino acids)
Source: RefSeq, a predicted model, not a curated record
CCAGGGCAGCCUGGGCAGGAAGGGUAUAAAGCCAGUAGGAUUCCAGUUUCACUACAUCAGGAGACAGCAGGUAGGAGAAGACGCCACAGACGGAACAGACCAUAUACUACUGUAGUGUACCUUUACAAGGAGCCAUGGUGAAGUGUGUAGCCGUAAUUCUGUCAGGGUGUGGAGUCUAUGAUGGGACUGAGAUCCACGAGGCGUCAGCUGUACUGGUCCACCUCAGCAGGGCUGGAGCUAAGGUCCAGAUGUUUGCCCCCAACGUGGACCAAAUGCAUGUAGUGAACCACUGUGAGGGGAAACCCACAGCUGAGAAACGCAACGUCCUGGAGGAGAGUGCUCGAAUCGCCCGCGGCGAUGUGUCUGACCUUGCCAAGCUAGAGAUCACCGCCUUCGACGCCCUCGUUAUCCCAGGUGGUUUUGGCGUGGCUAAAAAUCUGUCUGACUGGGCUGUGAAGGGGAAGGAGUUCACGGUUCAACCCCAGGUAGAGAAGCUGAUUAAGGGGUUCCAUGCUGCAGGCAAGCCCCUGGCUAUGUGCUGCAUCUCCCCUGUCCUAGCUGCUAAGGCCCUGCCGGGAUGUGAGAUCACCGUGGGACAGGACAAGGUGUGUGAGAGAUGGCCCCAUGCCCAGACGGCAACUUCCAUGAAGGAGCUGGGCUGUAAACACGUGAAUAAGAAAGUGGGGGAGGUCCACAUCGAUGUGAAGAACAAGCUGGUCACCUCCUCCGCCUUCAUGUGUAACGCUCCCAUACAUGAGGUGUUUGACGGGGUGGGCGUCAUGGUUACAGAACUGCUCAAACUGGCCUAGGACAUGUCUGAGAUUCAGAAUACUGAUUAGCUGUGCUUCUCAAAAGGCACCCUGUUCCCUUUAUAGUGCUGAUGUGACCUUCCCAAAAGGCACCUUGUUCCCUUUAUAGUGCUGAUGUGAUCUUCUCAAAACACACCCUGUUCCCUUUAUAGUGCUGAUGUGAUCUUCUCAAAGACACUCUGUUCCCUUUAUAGUGCUGAUGUGAUCUUCUCAAAGACACUCUGUUCCCUUUAUAGUGCUGAUGUGAUCUUCUCAAAAGACACCCUGUUCCCUUUAUAGUGCUGAUGUGAUCUUCUCAAAGACACCCUGUCCCCUUUAUAGUGCUGAUGUGACCUUCCCAAAAGGCACCCUGUUCCCCUUAUAGUGCUGAUGUGAUCUUCUCAAAGACACUAUGUUCCCUUUAUAGUGCUGAUGUGAUCUUCUCAAAGACACUAUGUUCCCUUUAUAGUGCUGAUGUGAUCUUCUCAAAGACACUCUGUUCCCUUUAUAGUGCUGAUGUGAUCUUCUCAAAGACACCCUGUUCCCUUUAUAGUGCUGAUGUGAUCUUCUCAAAGACACUCUGCUCCCUUUAUAGUGCUGAUGUGAUCUUCUCAAAGACACCCUGUUCCCUUUAUAGUGCUGAUGUGAUCUUCUCAAAAGACACCCUGCUCCCUUUAUAGUGCUGAUGUGAUCUUCUCAAAGACACCCUGUUCCCUUUAUAGUGCUGAUGUGAUCUUCUCAAAACACACUCUGUUCCCUUUAUAGUGCUGAUGUGAUCUUCUCAAAGACACUCUGUUCCCUUUAUAGUGCUGAUGUGAUCUUCUCAAAAGACACCCUGUUCCCUUUAUAGUGCUGAUGUGAUCUUCUCAAAGACACCCUGUCCCCUUUAUAGUGCUGAUGUGACCUUCCCAAAAGGCACCCUGUUCCCCUUAUAGUGCUGAUGUGAUCUUCUCAAAGACACUCUGUUCCCUUUAUAGUGCUGAUGUGAUCUUCUCAAAGACACUCUGUUCCCUUUAUAGUGCUGAUGUGAUCUUCUCAAAGACACCCUGUUCCCUUUAUAGUGCUGAUGUGAUCUUCUCAAAAGACACUCUGCUCCCUUUAUAGUGCUGAUGUGAUCUUCUCAAAGACACUCUGUUCCCUUUAUAGUGCUGAUGUGAUCUUCUCAAAAGACACCCUGCUCCCUUUAUAGUGCUGAUGUGAUCUUCUCAAAGACACUCUGUUCCCUUUAUAGUGCUGAUGUGAUCUUCUCAAAGACACUCUGUUCCCUUUAUAGUGCUGAUGUGAUCUUCUCAAAGACACCCUGUUCCCUUUAUAGUGCUGAUGUGAUCUUCUCAAAAGACACUCUGCUCCCUUUAUAGUGCUGAUGUGAUCUUCUCAAAGACACUCUGUUCCCUUUAUAGUGCUGAUGUGAACUUCUCAAAAGACGGGAAUCGGGAGCCAUUUGGGAAGUGACCUCACAAUCAUGUUUGUUGUUGUUGUUGUUGUUGUUGUUUGUUUACCUGGAGACCCUCCUGAUCGGAAUGUAAUGGACACACAGAAGAACCAGAAGAAGAUAGUGUUUCUGUUGCUUCAUCUGUCUGACUGUGGGAUGACUUGUGUUUUUAUCAACAUCGUAAUAAAAGUAAAACCAAAUUCUGGAA